Sycon ciliatum is the source of this 2415-nucleotide messenger RNA. RefSeq lists its product as uncharacterized. The record is from RefSeq and is a predicted model, not a curated record. The transcript has a single exon. NCBI's taxonomy places the organism in Eukaryota, Metazoa, Porifera, Calcarea, Leucosolenida, Sycettidae. Gene Ontology annotation, molecular function: metal ion binding. The coding region runs from base 312 to 1409 and encodes 365 amino acids.
UUUCCGUGCAUGGCACGGUAAGUGAAGUUAGCAACCCACCAACAAUUACAUUCCUAACAUAAUUUGCACGUACUUGCCAUAGCGCAUCACGUGCCCGUGCAGAACACGCACUCCGAACUCCCGCGCUCCGGCACGGGACCACGCGGAGCAUGCGCAUUACUCCGGCUCUCGAUGCUGUUUCUUCAUCCUUGCUGCACCAACAGUCAGAUCGCUUGACAACCUUGGCCAGUUUUUGAACAGUUUUCGAGUGACUUCGCUUGACAACCUUGGCCAGUUUUUGAGCAUUGAGCACUUUCCAUUUCCGAGCAACCAUGUCUGAAUCUCUGUCAGUGAACGACGCCAAGAAAAUGCGCUCUGUAGAGCUGCGACAAGAACUGGCGGCCCGCAAUUUAGACACGACGGGGACCAAACCCAGGCUGUUGACUCGCCUGCUCGAGUCAUUGGAGUUCACUGCAGUGCGCGAGGACUUGGCCACUCAGGCAGCCGAGCAGAACCUACCCCAGGCAACUGCUGCUCCGUCCCUGAGGGACAUUAUCCGGGAGGAGGUCCGUGCUGCCCUUGGAAAUCAGGCCGCAGCUCCAGUCCCGCCGGCAGCUCACGCAGCGGCACCCCCACCGCCAGCUCACACAGCGGCACUCCCACGGCAAGCACCAGCAACUCCGCAGGACGCUCUGCCUGCUCCGCAUUUGGCGGCUGCCGUCUCACCGCCAAUGAACCCCGCAGGUAAGAGAACGUUUUAUGCAACCGUGCCGAAAGCCAUUCACGAUAAAGUAGUAACUGGCCAAUUUGUUGAAUUGGGCUCAUUGUUGCCUAACCCGUCCCAAGGGGACACCAGCCGCAGCAUUCUCCAGAUCGACCACGACAGCUCGCAAGGCGCAGUGGUCCUAGCACCGGCCAACAGGCCCUCCAGGAAGGUCGAGGACAUCGAUACCUGGCUCGACGCCUGGACAACAUACUGCGCGAUUUACGCCACAGCACACCCCUCCAGGGCCCCAGAGCUGUUUGCGUACCAGCAGAUUAUCCUGAAAGUAGCCCGGAAAUUUCGAUUUGAGGCCGUGCAGGAGUAUGACCGAUCAUUCCGCUCACUCCUGGCCGCGGACCCAACCAUGCGGUGGGACGCAAUAGUCCAGGACCUAUACACAAUUAUAUUUGACGCGCGGGCAUUUCGUCCCUUUCGGCCCACCGUCAGCAAUGACGCUCGUUCCUUUCGGCCCAACAGCAGCAACGACGCUCGUUCCUUUCGGCCCAGCAGCGGCAACGACACGGUCGACAAAGAAGUAUGCCGCCUCUUCAACCAAGGAAAGUGCGCCCGCUCCAACUGCCGCUUCGCCCACAGCUGCCUCUCUUGCGGCCGCCUCGGUCAUGGCCAAUCCACAUGCUCUGCUGGCCAACCCCGCAGCUCCAAUUAGCUCACACGCGCCUUGGUCCCCUGUAAAUAUUCCCCUGCUGUUUGAAGAGCUAUCCCAGCACCCCGAUAACGAUUUUGUGCAUUCUCUCUGUCACGACAUGCGCUUCGGGGCCCGCAUUGGCUAUCACGGUAAUAGAUCCCGCCUCAUCGCCCCUAAUCUCCCUUCCGCAUUGCUCAACCCUGCCGCCGUCUCUGCUUACCUUCAGUCUGAAUGCACGCGUGGCCACAUGGCCGGGCCUUAUUCCCAACCCCCAUUCCCUAAUAUCCGAUGUUCUGGCGUUGGCAUCGUGCCCAAGAAGUCUGGCGGCGUACGCCUCAUCAUGCAUUUAUCUGCCCCUAGCGGCUCUAGCAUUAACGAUGGCAUUUACCCUGACGAAUUCUCCCUGCAUUACGUUACGGUAGAUGACGCAAUACGCUGCAUCUUCCAGCACGGCCCCGGAGCUCUCCUCUCUAAGGUUGACAUGAAGCACGCCUUCCGGCUCUGCCCUGUUUCCCCUGACGACUGGCCCCUACUUGGCAUUUUUUGGGAAGGUUCGUACUAUGUCGAUAAGGUACUACCAUUUGGCCUCAGAUCCUCCCCGUUUCUGUUCAACAGACUUGCCGACGCUGUGGCAUGGAUUGCAGUUAAUAAUUACGAUAUUGUUGAUUUGCUGCAUUACCUAGAUGAUUUCUUUCACGUCCAGCCGCCCAACUCCGCAGCUAUGCUCAAAUUCAAGACACUGCUGGCUGUAUUUGACAUGCUGAACAUCCCAUUGGCCGACGGAGAGGACAAAGUGUGCCCGCCGUCAACUUCAAUAACGUUCCUGGGUAUCGAGCUCGACACAGCCGCCUGGGAGCUGCGCCUCCCGGCUGCGAAACUGGCGGAACUACGGCUAGCACUUGCCGCGUGGCUGUCGAAGCAGAUGUGCACCAAGAGGGAACUGCUGUCCCUGGCCGGUAGCCUGUCUUUCGCAGCCAAAGUCAUUCCAGCGGGUCGCACGUUCUGCAGACGCCUGUUCGACAGCGCA